Messenger RNA from Onthophagus taurus, 2630 nucleotides. Its product is annotated as diacylglycerol lipase-beta. Gene Ontology annotation, molecular function: triacylglycerol lipase activity. Lineage: Eukaryota; Metazoa; Arthropoda; Insecta; Coleoptera; Scarabaeidae. The record is from RefSeq and is a predicted model, not a curated record. Gene Ontology annotation, cellular component: plasma membrane; cytoplasm. Gene Ontology annotation, biological process: neurogenesis; diacylglycerol catabolic process; arachidonate metabolic process.
CAGGUGUCAGUCGGUAGCCAGAAAUCGUAACGUUCGCGCGCUUAUACCUAAUAACAUAGAAAAAACUGGUUCGGUUUACGGGUAAAUAACUUUAUUCUAAUAAUUCAACAAAAUAGAAUCUUUCAAUACUACAUCGAAAGUAAAAUAAGAAUGAUUAUGAUGACAAAUCUUGAUCAGAUGGAACUAUUUAUUAAAAAUGAUCGGUGAUUUUUUAAGCAGUGAAUUUUCUUCGUAAUUUUGUAUAAGUGCUACGAGGUAUCUUUGGAAGUUGCCUUCGUAAUUUGAAUUUCCUCUUCUUUUAAGAAGAGCAAGUGAUGCCUGCAAUUCGACUUUUUGGCAGAAAAUGGUUGGCAGCCUCGGAUGAUCUUGUUUUCCCUGGAUUGUUUGAAAUAUCAGUAAGGUUCUUAUGGUUAAGUUUAAUAAUUUGCGUCCAUUUAAAAUACUACGAAUCAACAUGGGAAUGUUCAAAAGGUGGUCAAUACGUCCGAACCUACAUCAUAGGGAUGAUGUCCCUUCUAUCAAUCGUCAUCUUAGUACUCGUAACAUUAAUAAAUCGAAGCGCUCAAGGAUCGAUAACCGACGAAGAAGCAAGGAAACACGUUCCAUCAAUACUCCUGGUUAAACUUUUCCUAAUAAUUCCAGAAGCUGUUUUAAAUGUUUUUGGUACAAUGUGGGCAUUUUGCGGCGAUCUCGUCGUUUGUCCUUACGAAGGGCACUUUUCACGUACCGUAAUCGAAGCUUUAGUAAUUUUUAAUUGGGCUCUAUUUGGUUUAGCCAUUUUUGGUUUGGCUUUAAUUUUCGAUCCGGUCGGUUCAAGAAGAUAUCACGAAGUUCAAGAAACGCCGAGCGCCGGUGAAUCUUUAAGACACCGCAAAGUUACCAACGUUUGGCAACGACGCUUUCGAUGGGUUUUCUGUUGGGUACGAAAAGACGAACAUGGACACGAAGCUUUCCAACAAGUCGCCGCUUUAUUAAGCGCUUUAUUUCGAAGCACCGAUUUAGUUCCGUCCGAUGUUAUGGCCGGUUGCAUUUUACUCAGAGUGAAACAAAAACGUGAAACGCGCGAAAUGAGACGAAUUCAAAUGAUAUCGAGUGACGAACCGAAAUAUACGACGGAUUUAAAUAGAAUUUUUUGUAUGGCACCGAAAUGGGUUAAUUUAGAAAAUGCACGACAUUUUUUGAGAUUAUCUAUGGCAGCUUAUGGAUGGCCGUUUGUUAUGUAUAGAUAUUGCGCAACCGGAAUGUUUAGACUUUUGAAAGAGAUCACUUGCUGUUCUUGCUUUAGAAGCAAAGCGGUUAUGGUUACGGAUGAUAAUUGUUGUUUGUGUCAUUUAGCUGGGUUUAAAUAUACAUCAAAAGUAAGAGAUCAAGAUAUUUUGUUUGCAUCAUUUAGAAAUCAUGUUUUUGAGUUACCAUUUUGUGUUUUGGCAGACCACAAAACCUCAAACAUUGUAAUCGCAAUUCGCGGUUCGAUUUCUCUCAGAGAUAUCUUCACCGAUUUAACAGCGACGUCAGAUCGUUUCGAAGCAGAUGGUUUACCACCUGAUACAAUGGCUCAUAAAGGGAUGAUAAUCGGUGCUAAAUACGUAGCAAAGCGACUGAAAGAAACUGGAAUUAUCGAUAAAGCGCUUGGACUUUACCCGGAAUAUGGUUUGGUUUUAACAGGUCAUAGUUUAGGAGCUGGAGUAGCUGCUCUUCUUGCCUUGAAAAUGCGACCUAAUUAUCCCGAUUUAAAAGUGUAUGCAUUCGCGACUCCCGCUGGGGUUUUAAGUAGGGAAGCAGCUAAAAUGACUGAAUCAUUUAUUUUUACUGUUGGAGUUGGGGAUGAUUUUGUGAUGCGUUUGGGUGUGGAUAGUAUUGAAAAUGUUCGAACCGGGAUUAUUCAAACGCUUCAUGCAAGUAAACUACCUAAGUAUCGAAUUAUGUUAAAUGGUUUUGGUUAUGCACUUUUCGGAAUUCCAUCUGGUGAUUUAGAAUCAACUUGGCGAGAUUACACUUCGAAUUCACCGGGAACAUCGCCGCUUCUCGGGAGAAGGCCAGUACCAACCGUUGCGGCUUCAACGGAAGCCGCCCUUUUAUCACGUGAUAUAGGUGUUAGAAGAUUCUCAAAAACACGUCUUUUUACACCCGGCAGGAUACUUCAUAUUGUUCAUAGGAAAAAGACUAAGGCGGAGAGGAAAGCUGGAACUGGUGGUCCAAGUUUUGAGAUGCGGUGGGCCACGGCUGAAGAUUUCAUGGAAUUGAAAAUUAUGCCAAGGAUGAUUUUGGAUCAUUUACCAGAAAAUGUUUAUAAAACACUUGACACAAUUCUUGUAGAACAAAGAAAUAACGCAAGUGAAGUUAUUUGAAUCAUUCCAAAAUUAUAUAAGAAUGCUUAUUAAUUGAUAACAAAAUAAUCAACAAGAAUCAGUCACAGAAUCGAACCAAUAAUUUUUUAAUCUACAAAUAAUGAUUAUUUUGUUGUCAAUUUGUAACUGAAUAUAUUAAUAAUUGAAAAGCAAUUAAAAAACAAGUGAUUUAAAAAAAGGAAAACAUAUCAGCAGUGAUUGAUUUCUUAUCUCAUUUUUUUACCGUUUUAACUUUGAUUUUUUUAUUUACUUUUGAUUGGUAAUUUUAAGUUUUUGAUGAUC